AUGCGCGCGCGGCUCGCCCUGCUGCUUCUCUUCGCAGAGGUGGUCAUCACUCGCUCGCAGACCACGGCUGAUGUUGACUUCAUGAAAAGCAGCCCCUUGGGCUGCUUCUCACGAGGCUAUGAGUUUGACUUCUACAUCCCCAACACCAACAUCAAUACCACCCAACUGAAGCUUUGUCAAGAGCACUGCCAAUAUGUGCCCGGAUGCGUCCGCUUCGUGUACAAAGCCUUUUGGGGCGAAUGCCGCGGGACCGCAGAUGAAAAUGCCGUGGAGAUUCCAUCGGAAUCGCCCUAUUUGAUUGCAGGCUACCGGAGCUGCGAGCCCGAAAGCAUGCAGCCACCCCCCAGGUGUCGCACCGAGACGCCGGGGAACGGCUUCCCGGGCACCAGCCCUCAGAGCUCUCAGCUGGCUUGGCCAGGUGGGAAGCAGCCCUACAGCUUGGAGUGCUGGCCAAAGCGUUGGGAUGGCGCCCCAUUGGCCUGCACCGAGGUGGGAGUGUUAGACAGCACCAAAAAUGGCUGGCCUGGAAAGUGCCGGGGUUUGGUGGAAAUGCACGGCAUCAAUGGUACCGCCUGUGGCCAGAACUGUCGGGAGAACCCGUCCUGUCAGUCCUGGCAGAACACGGUGUACUACAGCUGCUGGCAAGGGCUGGGAAAGGACUGCUUCGUGCGAGGGAAUUUCGUGCCCCGCGAAGCGGAACGUUUGCAGCAUGGCUCCGUGAGAGUCUUGAAGGACCUCACAGGCUAUCAGAUCAUAGGCUUGUGGAAGGGCUUCGAUAACAGCGAGGGCUUCUUCCAGAAGAAUGAAGAUGCCAUCGCCUUCUGCAAACACAUGUGCUAUUCAGACAUCCGCUGUCAGUACUGGACCUAUGCGCCGAACUUCGGCUGCUGGCUGGAGGAUGCGAGUCAGGAGUAUGGCCCUCCCUACCCGUUGACCUUGGAAGCGGCGCGGCGCGACACGGACUUCGCCAAGGACGGCGACUGCGUGGCCGGCGAAUACAUUCAGCACUUCUGCCCAGCGACUGGGCUUCCUUCGCAGGGCGAGGACGUCGCCGAUGGAGCGACUGAAUGUGCUGAACGGGGCUACAGAUACGAGCCACCCUCGAUGUUCCUGUCACACAGGACCGUCGAGCCCAACUGGGAAGCUUGCCGCUCGCGCUGUAAGUGGACCGUUUAUUGCAACUACUUUGCCUUCUGGCCGGACGGCGGCUGCUUGAUCACCGGCACCGACUCGCAGCGGGUCAUGGCCGAGAGCUACGAGGUGAUCUCAGGACCUAUCCAUUGCAACGCCUCUUAUCGAACUGCUGCGCCUUCCGUGGAAGCCUGGGCAAGCCAAACGACCCUGCCGAACAUCGGCCACAGCGAAGUGGCUUCGGUGACCGCCGCGCCAGAGACGAUGGCGCACAUGGCAGAGAUCGAGAUCCCCAUCUUCGGCUUGGACGUGGGACAACUCGCCGCCAAUGACCAGCACCUCUUGGAGGGGCGGUAUGCGGAGGCCAUCGCGAAGACGCUCGCGCUGCCGGUGUCGGAGAUCAAGGAAGGUCCAGAUCAAAACGACUUGGACGCACAGGUGCACUUGAGCCCUGGGGUGGGAGGAGGUUGUAUCCUCACCGCCUGGACGCCCAACGAGCCUGUGAGCAGUUCAGACCCCUCGGUGCUGAGGAGCAAGCUGAAGACGCCUGCAUUGAUCACCAACCUGAAGUUGGCGACCACGCAAGCGCAACUGCCGGUGUCAGCUCUACCAGGCGCACAAAUCCAGGUGGGCGAGCCUCAGGUCGGCACCAAGGAGCAUCCUUUGCAAGCCUUAGUGGAACCGCCCAGCUUUUGGUCUCAGUGGUGGCCGCUUUUGAUUGCUCUGACCUUCGUCCCUGGGUUUUUCAGGGCGGCACCGGCGGACCGGGACCGGGGCUGUGGGGUACCAGGAGAAGUUUCUUUUUGA
Molecule: messenger RNA, 1938 nt
Organism: Durusdinium trenchii
Lineage: Eukaryota; Dinophyceae; Suessiales; Symbiodiniaceae
Source: the annotation of a GenBank genome assembly